Messenger RNA from Theobroma cacao (cacao), 2095 nucleotides. Its product is annotated as purple acid phosphatase 22-like. The record is from RefSeq and is a predicted model, not a curated record. NCBI's taxonomy places the organism in Eukaryota, Viridiplantae, Streptophyta, Magnoliopsida, Malvales, Malvaceae. Gene Ontology annotation, molecular function: acid phosphatase activity; metal ion binding.
CUUUUCCUUCAUUUCUUUCUCACUUUCAUUCUCUCAAGCAAAUUUGGGAGGCAAAAGAAGCUGCAGAGGAAAGAAGGCGGUGAAUAUAUACAGAGAGGGAGAGCUUAAUUAGCCUUUUUUUUUCUCUCAAAAAUAUGUGGUCAUUGCUGCAAGCAUGUCCAACAAUAUUCCAAUUGACUUGCUUGACGCCAUUGCAAUCUAAUUGUUUACAUUUUUUCAAAUUUCAACCUAGGGUCGCUUCUUAUUUAAAACCUCCAAGCUUGUUCACGUACUUCGUACCUUCAUCAGCUAAUGAACAGCUAAAGAUGGAGAAAUCAUGGCAGAAUCAUUUCUUCCCUGUCCUUUUAACAAUCUUCUUCUUCUCUCCAUUCCCUUUUCAAACCUCGCUCGCCUUGCAAAGCGAUUAUAUCCGACAGCCGCCUGGAAAGGUUAUCGUCACUCCACAUCACCGGUCCAAAUCCGACCCUCAACAGGUACAUAUUUCUCUUGUAGGCAAAGAUCAGAUGAGAAUUACAUGGAUCACAGAAGACAAAGACGUGCCGUCGAAGGUAGAAUAUGGGAAGGUUUCUGGUAGAUAUAAUGCAAUGGCCGUAGGAGAGCAAACCUCAUAUCAUUACUUCUUUUACAGUUCCGGUAAGAUACAUCAUGUUAAGAUUGGGCCCUUGGAGCCAGGAACAACUUAUUACUAUAGAUGCGGUGGGCUUGGCCCUGAAUUUUCCUUCAAGACACCUCCACGUACUUUUCCUAUUGAAUUUGUUGUGGUUGGCGAUCUUGGACAGACAGAAUGGACUGCAUCAACUUUAGCACACGUCCAUAGCAAGGACUAUCAUGUAUUCUUGUUACCCGGUGAUCUAUCUUAUGCAGAUACCCAACAACCGCUAUGGGACUCGUUUGGCCGCCUGGUCGAGCCAUACGCUAGCCGCCGCCCCUGGAUGGUUACGGAAGGGAACCAUGAGAUCGAGAUUUUUCCAAUAAUCUACCCUCGCGGUUUCAAAGCCUAUAACGCUCGUUGGCUAAUGCCAUACCAAGAGUGUGGAUCCACCUCAAAUUUGUAUUAUUCAUUUGAUGUUGCAGGUUCCCAUAUCAUAAUGCUAGGGUCUUACACGGAUUUUGAUGAGACCUCAGCUCAAUACAAGUGGCUUGAAGCUGAUUUGGGUAAGGUUGAUAGGACGAAGACGCCGUGGGUUGUUGUGCUUCUACAUGCGCCAUGGUAUAAUACCAAUUCUGCUCAUAAAGGAGAAGGAGAAAGCAUGAGGAAAGCUAUGGAAGAUUUGCUGUAUAAGGCACGAGUGGACGUGGUGUUUGCUGGGCAUGUUCAUGCAUAUGAACGAUUUACAAGGAUUUACGACAACAAAGCUGAUCCCUGCGGCCCGGUCUACAUAACCAUUGGUGAUGGAGGGAAUCGAGAAGGACUAGCAUUAACGUUUGAGAAUCCUACAUCAGAACUUUCGCUUUACAGGGAGCCAAGCUUUGGACAUGGUCGGUUGAGAAUACUAGACGAAACACGAGCACAUUGGUCAUGGCACCGAAACAAUGAUUCCGAUUCAUAUGUUGCCGACGAGGUUUGGCUAGAAAGUUUAGCCACAACCAAAUCAUGUUGUGCGAAUACAGGGGAAAGAGAUGGGUCGAAGGUUAACAAAGAUGAGCUAUGAAGUACCAAAAUGGACAUAAAAAUCACAUGUCCAUUUCUCAGAAGAGAAGGUCACUUGAGAAAAAGGAAAGGAUAGAAAUACGAGUGGGGCUGUGUUGGUGAAAAGGGUAAUGUCGAUACUAAAACAAGUGGCUAAUUUUGAUGAAUCGUGCAGCUUGAUUGCUGAUUUCACGUGCCAAAUCCUUAUCUUGUUAGAGGGGGGAGGCAGGUGGAAAAAAGAUAUUUGAAAUCGUUGCAGUGCAGCCCAUGGUUUUAAAACACUUUGCUUUUUCAAAACCCUGUUUCCUCAUCCUUAUCGUUUGUUUACCCGUUUAGGUUCAUGUUGAGGAACGUCAUAUCCCCCAACCUCCCAACGGUUUGCACUUGAAACAAAUGAAGAGUCAUUUCAUUGUUUGUAGUUGAAUUCUUCUUUAUCGAAUGGAAACACCAAACCUUUCUUCUUCU